This is a messenger RNA of Pimephales promelas (fathead minnow), 1380 nucleotides long. It is a transcript of the gene dio1, whose product is annotated as iodothyronine deiodinase 1. Gene Ontology annotation, biological process: thyroid hormone metabolic process. The record is from RefSeq and is a predicted model, not a curated record. Gene Ontology annotation, molecular function: thyroxine 5'-deiodinase activity. NCBI's taxonomy places the organism in Eukaryota, Metazoa, Chordata, Actinopteri, Cypriniformes, Leuciscidae.
UGGAGGGAGGUGCGCCUCAACAAGCAAAGCAAAAGUUUUAUACUUCUGCUUUAUACUUUUCGUUCAUGUUGACUCCACGACGCGUGGACCGUUAAAUCGUUCUCACGAUGGAGACCACAGUGGGAUACGCGCUAAGAAAAGUUUAUGUUUAUGUUUCAGCUGUGGCUAUGAUAUUGUUUGCGAUCGUGCAACUAUCCGCGUUGAAACUCCUGUCAAUCAUUUCCCCGGGACUGAUGAAGAAAAUCCAUCUAAAAAUGGGAGAGAAGUUUACGAUGACUCAAAAUCCCAAAUUCAAAUACGAAGACUGGGGUCCGUCUUUCUUUUCUCUGGAGUUCAUUAAAACCGUGCUCUCGGUGAACUGGUGCUCGCUGGGCCUGGAGGCGUUUGAGGGGUUCUCUGCUCCAGACACAGCUGUAUUUACUCUGGACGGACAGAAAACGAGCAUUCGUCGUUUUCUUAAAGGUAACCGUCCACUGGUUCUGAGUUUUGGAAGUUGCACAUGACCCCCGUUUCUCUUCAAACUUGAUGAGUUUAAACAGCUUGUCAAGGACUUCAGUGAUGUGGCAGAUUUCCUCAUUGUUUACCUUGCUGAGGCACAUGCAACUGAUGGUUGGGCCUUUGUAAACAACGUCGAUAUCAGCGUUCACAAAAACCUGGAAGAGAGACUGGCUGCGGCCCAGAUCCUGGUCAAAGAAGACCCUCUCUGCCCUGUGGUAGUGGACGAGAUGACCAACAUCACUGCCAGCAAAUAUGGAGCCCUUCCUGAGAGGCUCUAUGUCAUUCAGAGUGGGAAAAUUAUCUUUCAGGGUGGCAUCGGACCUUGGGGGUACAACCCUGAAGAGGUUCGAAAAGUUCUGGAAAAAAUUGAAUAAAGGGGAAAAAAGAGUUUUAUCCAUGACUGCAUUUGUAUAUAUUUGCACUGAAAUUCUAGUGCCUGAACUCAUUUUUUGAGUCCCUGUGUUUGCUUGUGACAGAUACAGAUCAAACCAGCUGGUCUCUGUGUCUUGAUGUUUCAAACAGGGGGAUGUCAAUUGUAAGUGACGGCAAAAUAUUUUUAAUGGAAUAUACAACCAGUUUUUUUUGAACAUUUGAUUAUAAUACCAGCAUUGUAUUCAAAGACUAUGUGAACCCAACUAUCAGCAGAGGUUUUGAAGGGCAUUUGUGCAUUUCUGAUUUCUUUUUGUCUGAACUUGUGACUGUAAAUGAUGCUUACAGGGUAAAUCUGUGAACUGUAAACUGAUAAUCCAGUUAUUUGUUCUAAAAAGGAUUAAGGAGCACAGUGUUUUUAACAACUAUUUAAAUUAAAAGUCACAUUUUUAUUACAUAUAUCAUAUAAGAGUCAGUGUAUAUCCUUAAAUAAAUAAUGACUACUUAAUUUCA